This is a messenger RNA of Fusarium sp. VM40, 2757 nucleotides long. NCBI's taxonomy places the organism in Eukaryota, Fungi, Ascomycota, Sordariomycetes, Hypocreales, Nectriaceae. The record is from the annotation of a GenBank genome assembly.
AUGACUCCUCCACCACCUGUUCCUGGACAAACACCAGCACCUGCCAAGGCCAAGGCCAAGCGCAAACCUCUUAACCCUCAAGCUCUGGUGUCCAAGUUCUGGACAAAGUACCACUCAAAAGCACCCGGCAAAGUCACAUCCAUCUUCCCACAGAGCCUCUAUGAGUCGCUCCUUACCGAUGCCGACUCAUCGUAUCCCAAGUCUCGCAAUGCGGCACAAAGUUAUGAGGCUGCUGCUAAAGAGUGUCGGGCUCGAGUUCGUGCUGUUGUCCGGGAAUGCGAACGCACCAAUGCCAAGUUCAGCGACCCAGACUUUGAUAUAGAAACCGACUUUACAUCAUACUAUGAUAAUUGCCUGUAUGGACUUGUCAGAAAACACUGCGACGAUAGUGACAGCGACGAUGAUAUACCGCCAGUCGAAUCCAAUAUUGAUGCGCGUCGAGUCAAGAAGUCUCACGACACGCGCAAGAACAGCGGCGUGCUGAGAAAUCAUGGGCUUGAUGCCAAAGUACACAAUGUGCAAAGGCGUACAACCAACGGCAAGGACUACAGUUGCCGACAAUCUAGACCCGGUUCAGUUCAUCGCAUCCCAUGGAUCUUCGAGAACCCUCAAUUCACAAUUGAUGGCUUCUCCAGCGCAGACAUCAAACAAGGCGCCAGCGGCGACUGCUGGUGGCUGGCAGCCCUCGCGACUAUUGCUCAUCGCAAAGACUUGAUGAAGAAGAUCUGUGUUGCGCGAGAUGAAGAAUGUGGUGUCUACGGUUUUGUUCUGUACCGCGAUGGAGAGUGGAUCUCGACUGUAGUGGACGACAACCUCUACUUGCGACACAAGGAUUUUGGACAAGACAGCGAGGUCUACGAUGCGACGGGUAAGAAGGCCCGGCUUUAUAAGAAGCAGAGACAAACCGGUUCCGAGUCUUUGUACUUUGCCAAGUGUGAAGACCCUAACGAAACUUGGCUUCCCUUGCUGGAAAAAGCAUAUGCCAAAGUACACGGUGACUACCAAGCCCUCGAUGGCGGCUGGGCUGGUACCGCUGUUGAGGACCUUACAGGUGGUGUAAACACCGUAGUUGCAGGCAACAGAGUUCUUCGCAAAGAGCGUCUCUGGCGUGAAAUGUUGGGGUCCGAUGAUGAGGAUGGGGAGUUCGUCUUUGGUCUAUCUGCAGGCGGCCCGGGGGACGAGCAUAACAACGGGAUUGUGCUACGGCAUGCGUACUCUAUUCUAAGAGUGGCCGAGGUUGAAGACGAGGACGCCAACAAGAUUCGCUUGGUCAAGAUCCGGAACCCUUGGGGACAGAGAUCUGAAGAUGGGCAGGGCGAGUGGCAUGGUCCAUGGUCAGACGGCUCCAAGCAAUGGACUCCGUAUAUGAUACGAAAGCUGCAACAUCAGUUUGGCGAUGAUGGAAUCUUCUGGAUGUCUUAUAACGACAUGCUCGACAACUUCAAGUGGAUGCACAGGACUCGACUCUUUGACGAGCGAUGGACUGUUGCUCAACAGUGGACUAGUGUCAGCACCUCCUGGCUUACCGGCUAUCUCAAGAAGAAGUUUAUUAUUGAGGUUAAGGAAGAGGACAUGGUGGUUAUUGUUCUCUCACAGCUUGAUGACCGAUACUUCACUGACCUGAAAGGGCAGUACCAAUUCGUGCUCAACUUUCUCCUCCAGUCUCCUGGUGAAAAGACGCCCAUCUGUUCCGUACGUCCGGUACACCAGUGGGAUCGUCGAUCAGUUAACUGUGAAGUCGAGCUCGAACCAGGCACCUACGAGGUGGUUCCCAAGAUAGUAGCCGAGAGGUGUACAUAUCUGCCAACCGUUCAGAAGAUGGUCAAGAGGGCGGCAGACAACAACCCACAGAAGCUGCGCCAGAUCGGCUUGCAGUACGACCUGGCCCACGCAAAAGGGGGUAUCGUCGACGAAGACGAGGCUCUCCGCAAGAAGAAGGAGACUGAGAAACGAAAGAAGCUCAAGGGAAAGAAGAAAGACCAGAAGAAGAGGCAGAUGGCGGAGGCAAUGGCGCGUAUGGAGGCGGCGAUGGUGCAGAUGAGGAACGAAUACAAUCAGAGCCUCAACGAAAAGGAGAGUGCGAGGAAAGAUGAGCCGGCUCACGAAAAAACUGAGGAAGAGCCCAAUACCAAGGGAUCUGAUGUCGAAGGCAAAUCGGACAGGGCGCCGCCUGGUUAUUGGCCGGAAGAUUCUUCCAAGAGCGAGUUGGAGUUGCCGGGACACACUGAAACACCUGUUGAACCAAAAAGAGAGCCGUCUUUGCAUGAAACAAGCACAGAGAAUGACGACAAGAGGAAAGCGUCUCCUUCUCCUCCACCUCCAAAUGAUCUCAUCCUGGAAUCUUCAUCUGCCGGCUUUCGUCGGGGCCCCCCAUCAUCACCCCAUGGAUCAUCAAUACCAUCCCGAGACCACAGUCCGCUACAGAGUCGAAGAGCAACGAGCCAGAGCACGGAUACAUGCCCCGUGUUCACUCCACCGACAGAGCCCACAGACGAAUCUGAUAUGGACAGCUCAGACUCUGCGACAGAAUCCGAGUCGACAUCCAACGACACUUCGUCGAGCUCAGACAGCGACAGCGUGGCCGUGUUUCCGCGGCUUCGCCAGAGAAAGAAACAGCCGUGGAAUGCCGUGUGCGUGAUCGGCCUCCGGGUCUAUGCCCAGCAUACUGGUAUCAAGGUCCGUCUCGCGGAUCAAAAGGUUGACGAGGCGGCUGAGCUCGUCCCUCCGAAAGGGAGCCCUGCUAGUAUAGCCCACUAA